Messenger RNA from Temnothorax curvispinosus, 8019 nucleotides. RefSeq lists its product as uncharacterized. The transcript has 8 exons. The record is from RefSeq and is a predicted model, not a curated record. NCBI's taxonomy places the organism in Eukaryota, Metazoa, Arthropoda, Insecta, Hymenoptera, Formicidae. The coding region runs from base 552 to 3479 and encodes 975 amino acids.
AAGAAUGCUUUAAUUUACAGGAAAAGAAAGUAAGUUUAUUAAAAAUGCUUUUCCGUCAUGACAAAAAAAAACAUAUAUAUAUACCAUCAUAGAAAUGAAAGCCUCAAUGUACAAAAAAGAAAGUAAGUUCAAUAAAAAUGCUUUUCUGGGAUGUAAAAUAAAAUAUCUCUGGUAGAGACUAAUAAAUUUUGCGGUAUAAAUCUGCAUCGUACGAAAUUUCAUUGAAUACCGAAAUACUGACAUGAAUCAUCUCCAAGCGGACAAUUCGCGCAUCGAUAGGAAGCUCACUUGUAUGUGUUCAUGAUGCAAUAUCGCGGUGUCCCGCGUGACGUAAUCUCGACGUACUCUUCAAGCGUUUACAAUGAGAAAGGAGAAAGAAUUGAUAGAUUCAUAUUGUUGUCGUGAUUCACUCGUGAUACCUGCAGGAUCGUAGGAGAAAUCCCGCAUUUCGGUGAGAAGCGAGCGGAAGGAUGGUAGACGACGCUGAAAUGACGCAAUUUGCUUCCUAACGCCAGAUAAUCGUCCAGUUCGAAGGUGGACCCGGUGGCGUCAUGAAUCGAGAAAACGAGGAACAGCGACCGGUCCCUCAGACGCUGUGCGGCGCGCUGCAAAAGGAACCGAACUGCAAAUGCUUGGUGCUGACGGUUCUUAUAUACGGCUGUCUCGCGGCAGUAACAUGGUGCAGAUGCGCUAACGUUACCAAGAUUAUGGUCAACUACACCAAGUUCCCCAUCAGAAGUACGAGGCACGUAUCAUCGCCCUGUGACGACGGCUAUAUAUAUAUUCCGGUGGCAUUUAUGGGGAUGCUGUAUCUGGUUUAUCUGGUGGAGUGCUACCAUUCGCCAAUCAGGAUCGAUCUAUUACACGCGGAGAGCCAGGAUAGUGUGCUGUCCAAAUUGGCACAGCUAAAGAUGGCACAGCCGCGGAUAUGGUGGAAGGCAGUUUCCUAUCACUACGUGCGCAGGAAACGGCAGAUUACGCGUUACAGGAACGGGGAUAAUUAUACUACCACGCAGGUCUAUUACGAGAGGGUGAACACACACUCGGCCACUUCCCACUACUAUUACGACUAUUGCGGAGUGAAGGACAUCAGUAAGGAAUUGAUACUCGAAGCCAAGAUACCGAUCACGAAGAUCACGCUUACCAAGGGCUUUGCGUUUUCGAACAUAAGGUCCGCCACGGAAUUCGAGGAGGCACGGUCACGAUUUUUCGCUGAACAAGAACUCAGUGACGACUAUAUGGAGAUGAGAGAGGGUCUUGAUCUCGGAUACAAUGUCAACACGAUGCUGGUUGCCGUUCUUGGUAACCCGUGGUUCACGAAUCGCUACAUUUACUGGUGUCUGAGCGCUCUGCUGCUUAGCUGGCCGUUACGAGUAAUCAUUGAGUACAAAACGCAGUACGCUGAUUAUCAGGUUACCAAGCUGUUUGGCGUAAAUUAUGAUACACCAACCUCCGGUGAACCCAUCCACGCAUCUAUGAGCCAGCUAAGCCAGCCAGGCUCUUACAUGCUGGCGCCCAGUUACAGCGAGGCAUUACUGAUGGAACCAGCAACGUCUCGCAACGAAGAGCCGGAACAAAAUCAAACGGAUGUCGCAACCGACAUGGUGCCCAGCUACUCCGAGGCGCUUCUCUACGAGCGUGCCGAACAGUACGAUCGUCGCAAUAAUGCGAUUGUGAAUAAUGCUGGAUGCGCGAGCAAUGUGGAGGCGUCUUGCAACGUAGACGAUCCCAGGCGAAUGCUAUCCCCGAUGCCAUGCGAGUGCCACUGCCCUUGUCCUUGUCACGAGAAUGUGAACGACUACGACCUCAGGACGAUGAACGAGCGCAGCUACAUCGAGAGCGCGACCAACAGAGAACACUUACCAAUGAGCACCGAGGUUAGUGAUACAUUCGAGAGUGAAUUAGCGACGCUACGGACAACGGCUGAUGGGCGAUUGCAUCCUCCCGCAAACUUGGCUCCCUAUUCCAUGGACGAUCUCCAAGUCGAAGCGUCUCCAAGCAGAUGCAGCAGCUGUGGCAGAAUUUCCGCCAGCACGCAAACGAUUAACACUGACAUUCCACAUCCUCCCCAUGUUGUCACUAGGAACAAAUCUAACGAAGGUUCUCAGACUUCGUCGACGGAUUUCAUUUCCGGCAUGACGUCUGAAAGAGAGUACGAGGCUAUACCCCGUGACAUUUCCGAACCUAAUUUAAGAUCACGAUCGGAACUAGCGGAACUCCCGAAGGACAAGGUCAGAAGCCUGGAGAACAUAUUAGAGAACGAAGAGGAACUAUUAGGAAUUGGCAAAGUUGGCUUUGCCAACGUACAAACGAAUCUUCCGUACGAAAGGCCGCAUCCUCCCGAACGCUACAGGAGAUUCCCGGCCUCCCUUCCGCCCUCUCUGACUCAUCAUCGUUCCCUCUCCCUCGACGAGACAAGCGUUUCCCCAAGAAACAUGGGUGCCAUUCCGAAAACCGAACCGCGUAGCAGGAUUAUGGUGAAUCCUAUGUCAAACGAGGCCUGCUGGAAGCUACCCAACUCGAAGACGUAUUUUUGCUUGAAGUCGAUCUUGAAGCACAACAGGCGCAGCUAUACGUUAGUGACCGCGGACGAAUUUCAAAAUCUCGCCGAACAGGAUGCUAACCGUGGUCUUAGAUACCUCGACAGUUUUGACAGAGGCGAAAAGAGCGAUCGCGAUAUUCAAGUCGAUAAAUUGGCCGAUCAUUCGCGCUCGAGGGAAAGAUUGAAUCCUAGGAGGAGGAUGCCGUCUUUCGAAGAAUUUAUGUCGGCAAGAGACAAAAUGUAUAUCAAUGAUCAGAAACAGGAAAGCACUAGAACGCUCAUUUUCGCCAGUCCGAUACAAGAAGUCUUCCCUGGUGAUCCCUUCGGCGGCAAGGAUAUCGUGCCAGUGAGAAAUUUGAGGGAACGUAGUGCCAGAGAGGGCGAUCCCGUGAACAAUCCAGUCAUGCUCACUCGGCCAAGUCGAUCUCUAACCGUUCGAGACGCAAGAUGCUUUUCUACCGAUUAUACCAGGAAUCCAUUCCGACCCGACAGCACCACGUAUCCGUUACCACAUGUCACGCAUCCGCACUGGCGUGAAAGAGAACUCCAGUAUCUUUUACACAACAGACACCCACUCGAGCCAAUGGGCACUUCUACUAGAGCGCGGGAAGAGACACCGCGAGCGUAUCGAAACGUCGACAUCUCGUUUGCUUCCUAUGACGGGAUGCUCUCCGAACGCGCGAAUAGAUGGUCGACGAGCUCGAACGAAUAUGACGAUAGAUCUCGCGAGGGUCAUACGGCUAACCCUAAGUACUUAUCGAAUAGAAGACGCCAGACAGCCGGUUUGACCAGAUCGCUCACCGAGAGGCGUCCGAAGGUCGCUCGUCUCGACAGGAACUUCCGGAGAAGCUUCACAGGCAGAGUGGAAGAUUAUAGAAUGGAUUAUAGAAUGGAGAAUGCCAGACGGACAAAUUUCAGCAUCGAAACGUCGUUGUAACGAGCGUUGAUUUUCGGGUGCUAAUUGCAUCGGUCUCGGUUAGACAUGACCGCGGUUAAUUCCUCUGCUGUGUAGAAUGUUUCUCUAAAUUGCCAUGAAAAACUCACAAUAUCGGAUGUUUUAUUGCGAUAAUUAAAUAUCGAGUAAAAGAAUAUCUUUACAUCCUAUCAUAACUCCAAAGUUUAUCAGAAACGGUACAAUAUACAUAUAACAAUAUAACAUCGGAAAGUAUUGAUAUCUGGAUAAUUCUAUAAAACAAAACGAUCUCGGCUUUGCAUCAUAGUUUAUAAUAUGUUUUCAAAAAUAUCUUGAUAAAUGGGAAUAUGAUCUAAAAAGGAACAGCAGAUUAACUUGGAAGUUAAUUAAUCCAGAUCGUUGCAUUGGUGCAAUUCACUCCUAAAUAAGAUUACUAGUUUUUCUCCCCUGUCUACAAUAUUAUAAAUGGGACUAUAAUCUAAUUAGGACAGGGAGUCACUGAGGAUUUUGCUGACCUGAACUGUCGACGGCAUGAUUCAUUGUCAGCCUUAAAUUGUUACUUCUUUGUUCCACACUACUUGUAUCGUAAGUAUCCGUCCUACUACUUUACGAAUUAACCAUAUUCGCGAACGGGUCAUGCCAUUUUCCAAAAGACAUUCCAAUGCGGGCUAUUGCCCUUAGCGCCUUCACUUAAAGGCACUCUCGAAAGAGGACCAUAAUGUUACGCGCAUUUUUGAAAUUUGACAAUCGGCUAUCGGAAAAGCUCGGAAAAUUAUCCCGUAUGUACAUGUGCAUUCAGCGUUAAAUACCAACUAUCAUCGUUUCAGAAUUUUAAGCUCACUUUAAUUUAUCUAUGAUUCGUAUCAGAAUUCAGGAUAGAAUUUUAUCCAUAAUUUUGCUAUUUUAUGUGUGUAAUACAAAAACUAUUUAAAGAAUUAGAAUACAUACACAUAUUAAUAUACAUUAAUAAAUUAUAUACAUAUAUGUAUAUUAUAUGUAUAUGCAUAUUAUACAGGGUGUCCCAUGACUCGAGGUCCAUGCAUUAAGGGUGUGUUAUUGAAGUCAUUUAGAGUUGAAAUUGUUUAAUAAACAUAUGUCCAUAAAUGUUCCUGAUAGAACCACAACUAUUGAAAGUUAAUAUGAAUAUUUGAAACAUUUUCAAAUAAAUAUCCUUGGACUACUUUCUUUGGGGGCAUAUAAAGUCAGUAGUUCAUGCAGAACAAUCUCGCAAUAGAGAUGAACUUGUGAACAGAAUUAUGGAUGGCCAGCAACGCAAAUAAGAAAUUCUCCUGGCAUGGUGGAGCGAGCUGUUAGAUCACUUUUACUGAAGACAAUACUUUGCAUUGAAUCUGCAGGAGAUAAUUUUGAACAGAAUUUGUAAAUAAACAAGUUAAAUUAAAUGUCUUUUUUAAAUAUUCACAUCAACUUUCAAUGGUUGUAGUUCUGUUAGGAAGCAUUUACGGACAUUAAACAAUUUCAACUCUAAAUGACUUCAAUAACAUUACCUUAACGUAUAGACCUCGAGUCAUGGGACUCGAUAUGCAUGUAUAUAAGGACCAGUCAAAUGAAAGUGAGUCAAGAAAACUCUUACCUUUAUUUAAAAAAAGUUUUUGAAAAUAAUCUUUGAAAAUAGUUCCACAGCUCUUCAGAGCUUGAUAAAAUUAGACUGGGCGCAUAGUAUCAACUUGCAUCGACUAAACUGUUUAAUCGAUGUCGAGCAGCAACAACGAUUUCUUAUCAACUAAACAAUUUAAUCGAGGACUAUAUUAUUACAGAAUGAGUGUAUCCAGUUUUAACGAGCUUCUCGUGUUAAUUCCCAGGUAGCAGGAUGACGUCUAAAGACGUCUUAAUGAUGUUUUAUUUUAUUGAUGUUAGAGAUGUCAUUAAGACGUUAUUAAUACGUCAUUUGACGUUACUCGCUGCUACCUGGGUUAACCUAUGUAUUUUAGAAAGUAUAAUAUUUUUGUCGAUAAUAUAUUCAUACUCUGGCGUAGUAACACGAUCGAUGAUAGUCGAUCGACACUUUCAUCAAAAAGUUAACAAACUGUCUUUUGACUUUUUAGUCGAGUCGAUAUCAAGUUGAUGAGUAAGCGCGUUCUCAUAAUAACUCUAAGCUUUUUAAUGAUCUACUAAACUAUAAAUCGACGCAAAGAGUCGAUAGUAUGCGCCUAGUCUUAUUCAGGAGCCAUGGCUCCUGAAUUAAUGCUAAUAUUGCCUACAUCACAGCCAUGCAUCCGGCUAGAAUUGCCAAAGUUCUACUUACUACAUCUUAAUCAGCGCUCUUGCUGUGAUACAAGUCGUUUUAAGCCCGUAUCAGACUACGGAUUGGGAUUGAGAUUGGAUAGAAAUUUAAUCAAUCAGAAUAGAGAAAACUUACCUCAAGUUUAGUGAACUUUGCGUUGAUUGGUUUGACUUUACAGCACCGGGAUGGUAAGACCUGUCCUCUUUCAAACAGUUUCUAUUUGUAACACCAGACGUUACAUAUAUAUCCUCUCCGCGUUCUUUAUCGAACAACUUUACAGUUACUCAACCUAAGCAGCAGAAGGGCUUGAAACAGUUUUUCGCAGGGCUUCCAGAAGCCGCUGAUCAAGGCAGCGACAUGGACACACUUGACAUCCCUGCUUUCACUCUCUCUUACGACGAUUUGGCUACCAGACCUGUGUUUUGUCUGUUGAAGACAGAUAAUAGUCUCCUCAAUCGACAAAUCAGGUUCUUCCACAUGUACCAAUGGUGUUUGGGUAUUAGCUCGUCGGCUGGCAAUGCAUCGAAAGGAAUAUCCCUGAUUUUGAUCUCGGUGAAUAGGCUUUUUAGCUAAUACGCUGAUUGUUCAUUGGCGCAUUUAUAUAAAGAUGAUUACGCUAUUUCUUUCUCAGGAAUUUUUCAUAAAGGUGAGAACUAGCGCACUCUCGAAGUUCAAGGAUCUGCUGAUCAGCUUUCUGAUCACACCCACUUCACCGACAUCCUUGAUCAGUGACCUUGGGUUUCUGCCUGGGUGACUGUCCGACAGAUUGGAAAUAUUGUGACAUAAAAUAAAAAGACACGCUUUUACGUGUCAGAUGUUGACCAUAUCUUUCUCUCUUUAUCUUUUGUAUCCGAAGAGUAGGACUUUGGGCUUUUUCAGCCUGUCCUUCUCUCUGCAACUGCUUUUUAUAACGCUGCUAUAGCGAACUCGAGUUUUAGUUAGACCCGAUUCCGCAACUGGACUCCUCCAGUCGUUCGCUCCCUAGGAAUACCAUAUCUUGGAGGACUUUGUUUGAAUUAUUUGAAUUGUUAAGGCCUCCGCACAAUGAAAAAUAUAAGGAACAGCUAGAUAUUAGCGAUUAGGACUAAAGAAUCAAGAAUAAAGUUGGAUGCACGAUGAAAAAUACAGGCAACAGAAACAAUGAAUAACACAGGCAAUAGAUUUUAUCGAAAGCUGUGUAUUAAUGCUACACCAGCUUUAUUCCUGAUUUCUUAUUUUUAAUCGCUAAUAUCUGUUCUUUGUUCCUUAUAUUUUUCAUUGUGCGGGGGCCUUUAUUGUUAUUUCUGGAACAAAAUGGAACUAAAUUCUAUUUUUUGUCCCACAAAUACCGCGAUCGCACGAUUUCAUCCGGAUAGAGUCGCGAAUGCCCGGAAUUUGAUUCGUAUUCCCGAAGGGCACACGGUAUCCGGGAGGCACUGUUUGCGACAUAACUCCCCUUGCGCCACACAGCAAUAAUCGGUUUAGUAUAUCACUAUAGCUUAUACCUUAUGUGGAAAAUUUCUCUUCGUAGAUUGUACUCAGUUACACCUCCGAGUGCGACUUUAUGCCUUUCCACCAUUCCAAGAUGAGAUAAAUCCAUUCGGAGGGGGGAACAGCACUUUUAUUACUUUUAUAAAGUGAUAAAAAGGAUUUUAUCAUAAUAUCUUAUGCAAAUUAUAGAAUGUUUAAAACUUACUUUAAACGAUAUAUAAUUCGCGUCAGAUCUCUAUUCUGAAUAAAUUAAAUAGGGUAACUCCGAUAUUUACGCCGCGCGGGGAUUUAUGUCACAGAAGUUAAAAAAAUAGAAGCAAAAAAAAUGAAGGUAUUUGCUCGCGAUCAUUCUGUUAUUAUGUGCCUUUAUGCCAUGUUAGUGUUGUGUUGUCAUUUCAGUUCUUUACUACAUAUUAAUAUUAACGAAAUCUUCAUGAGUUGAAUUGAUUUCUCAAUGUAGUAAAUAGCGCGAUCAUAUUAUGACCAACGUAAUAUGAUUACUGUAGGGAAUGUGAAAGGUUUAAUGGUUAUUUCAUGAUACAUAAGUGUAGAGGGAUAUAGUAAUAAGUGGAAUAUACCAAAAAUACAAGUGCAUAGCUCCUGUAUUCUUUAUUUAGCUUGAUAUUUUGUAUAUCCCAUCUGUUCGCAAUAUACGGCAUUUUUAGCGUGCGGGAUUUAUGCUAUAGUAGACACUCUGCAAAAAUUGAAAUCUCCUAUGUGUUCUUUUUCCUUCUUUUUUUGAAUCGUAUAACAAUAACCUUUAAUGCAUCUAUCGUUCGACUAUUUUCUUAAUUCUUAAAAUUUUAUAGUUUUAUAAUUUGUUUAUUAUUCUUAUACCUUAAUAAACUUUUU